UUUAUUUUCAAGAUCUUGAUCUCUACGCCCAAGGUGGGGCUGGAACUCACGACCCUGAGAUCAAGAGCCCCACCCUUCCCGGACUGAGCCCGCCCGGAGCCCAAAGAAGGAAAAGGUUUGACGUGUUUAACUCCACGAGGCCUGCCCGCUGGAGUUUCUCCUCCCCCCUGCUCUGCAGCCCAGCUCAGGGGCCGACAGAGGAGAGGGCACCAUGGCGCAGAACUUGUAUGGUCCUCGAGUGCGGAUGGGCAACUGGAACGAGGACAUCUACCUGGAGGAGGAGCUCAUGAAGGACUUCUUGGAGAAGAGAGCUAAAGGACAGCUUCUCAUACAGAGAAACAGGAGACUCAAAGAGAAUCUCUUGAGACCGAUGCAGCUUUCCGUUUCGGAGGAUGGGUACGUUCACUGUGGUGACAUGGUGAUGCUCGUGAACCCCGCCCACACGGAGGUGGAGGCCCACCUGUUUCUGGGCGGGGAACUGAGCCUGUGCACGACUCCCGAUGAAAUUAAAGCGCAUCUGAGCGACGAGUUAGAGGUGCCGUGUGGCCUGAGCGCAGCUCAAACCAGGAUCCCGGUUGGCAGAAACACUUUCACCAUUUUGAGGGCCGACGGAAACGCCACGGGUCAGGUCCUCAGGUACGGACAGGACUUCUGCCUCGCGACCACGGGAGGGUUUGAAGACAAAAUGCUGUAUUUAUCCAGUGACCACAGGACCCUCCAGAAGUCGUCCAAGAGAUCUCUGCUCCAGGAGGCGUACCUGACGGAUGAGGUCUCCUACCUGAGCUGCUGGCAGGCCGCCUUCCUGGACCCCCAGCUGCGCCUGGAAUACGAAGGCGCCCCCGUUCCGGCAAAUGCAAAGAUCCUCAUCUAUCACUGCCGCACGAAUCGGGGGCUAGCAGUCCACAGGCAUCUUUUCUUGAGUACCUAUUUCGGGAAGGAAGCUGAGGUGGCCGUCCACACGCAUCUGGAUUCACACAGAGUCGAAAAGCCGAGCAACCAUUGGAUGUUGGUGACCGGGAAUCCCAGGAAAGACUCGUCCGCCAUGUUGGACCUGCCCAAGCCACCGGCUGAGGCUCCCCCAGCCCUGGAGCAGGCCACGGACCCCGGGGCGCAGUGACUCCAGGCGCGCUCUGGAAAAACGUAGCUUUGCUGGAAAUCGAUGAUCUUGGCCGUGCCCCAAGCCAUUUUUCAGUAAGGCGUACAAGUCCCUGAACACUCUAUUAAAACAAAGGCUGUGUGAAGAUUCUUGAAUUAGUGGUGGGGGUCUGGGCCACAGAAAGAAACUGGCUCUGGGGAGAUGGCUCCUAGGUGGCAUUUGAAGGUGACGGAUGAUACUCUUUGUUGAUCACUAGUUCCUGAAGAACUGUAGAUCCCAUGUAGCGGCAGCUUCUACGAGGACAGCGUGUUCCCUUUGAAAGCUACGUGUGUGCGAUAAAGCUAUCAGAACCACACGGGAUCUUUGUCACCCGCCCCCCCACCCCCAACACCGGCCCCACCAAACAACGUACUAAGAAAUCAACAGUGUGGAGCUGUGAGCCGUGGCCUUACCUUGGAAACGAAUGCUUUCCCCCUUGUAUUUUUAUUUCUACCUCUGACUCGGGGGCGGGGUGGUCAGGACCUCUACCUGCCUGGUCACGCCGUGGUGUCAUGAUUUUCAAACCGCAGAACCCCUUUACUCUUUGAAACGGGCACUUUAGUCAUGGCGCCCGCGCGAUCAGCAAGUUCCUGAUGAAAUAAACGUGUUGCCUUCUG
Molecule: messenger RNA, 1752 nt
Organism: Panthera uncia (snow leopard)
Lineage: Eukaryota; Metazoa; Chordata; Mammalia; Carnivora; Felidae
Gene: CFAP161
Product: cilia and flagella associated protein 161
Exons: 8
Coding region: 212-1117 (301 amino acids)
Biological process (GO): cilium assembly
Cellular component (GO): motile cilium
Source: RefSeq, a predicted model, not a curated record